AAUUGGAGAUGGAAUUUGUUUGACAUAGAAUUACUGUUAUUGUUCAUUGUUUAUAUGGAAAUUGGCUGAUUUUGGUCAGGUGAGGUGAUUGUUGCUAUUUUCUGAUUGUUUAGAUUGCAUUUUAUGGGUAUUUCUAGAUUUGAUUUGUGUUUUGAGUAAUAGGAAAGAAAACUAAGCGGACUACGUGAAUCCAACAUUACAGAUUGUAUGCAGAGGUUAAUCAGGAGAAUGAGAAUGAAUCAAAGAGUACAGUUGGGUGAUCAAAGACUAUACUUAUAUACUGCUUGAAUGCUUGUGGAUGAGUGAUCAUACAAAUUAUGAGCUCUUUAUUUGGAUGUUUGUAGCCUAGUGUAGUAAUGCUUGGAUGUUUUUUUUCUAUAAAAAGAGUUGGAUUUGAGUUUGCUUUUGGUAUGUUCUGGAGCGUUUCUGAUUUUGACCACUUGCCGUGGCACGGAGGGUAUUUUUGGUUCGUUCUUUCUUGAGGGUGAUGGAUUAACUGUAUGUAAGUGAAUAAUUUUGAUAUAAGGCCUUUUAAUUGGAGUUUUAGUGGCCUGGUACAUGGCUAGUUUUGUUGGAAUGCCAAAGGGUUUGGAAGGCUUUCAUUCAUGAAACAGUUGACCAACUUGUUUGUAACACACAACCCUCUAAUCUUGGUCAUAACGGAGUCUCGUAUUACCGAAGAGAAGUUAGCCAUGGUUGAACAACAAUUUCCAAGUUCAUAUAACUAUGCAAUAUUUGGUGGUGUAGUUCUCAUAUGGGCUAACAAUGUCGUUCAACCGGUGUACGGCCAAAUGUCUGAUUAUGAUCUUGGAAUACAUGUUCAAGUCCAAUUUAAGACAAUAAAUCUACCGGAGGCCAUGGCCAUACCAGGUACCGCCCCACCGCCACCUCCGCAAAUUGAUGAGCACGAUCAUGGCAUGGAAGUGAUGGAAGAGAUGGAGGAGUAUGAAGAAUCAGACUGGUACUCAAAUGCGGGACUCGAUGAUGAUCCCACAAUCCACGACUGGAAUUUUGGUGGUAUUUGGUGAAGUCCCACUUGGAAAUUAACUUCAACCCUCUAUGUGAACUUAUUAUUGAAUGCGAACAAGUUUAAUAUUUAAAGUGUAAUAGUUUAGUAAUCAGAAUUUAAUAGGGAAAUAAAAGUGUAAUAGUCUACUGAAUAUUAUUGCAAUGACAAAUAUUUAUGACCAAUUAAGACAAUAUUCUGUUUCUUAACGA
Molecule: messenger RNA, 1218 nt
Organism: Spinacia oleracea (spinach)
Lineage: Eukaryota; Viridiplantae; Streptophyta; Magnoliopsida; Caryophyllales; Amaranthaceae
Exons: 2
Coding region: 606-1028 (140 amino acids)
Source: RefSeq, a predicted model, not a curated record